Molecule: messenger RNA, 3307 nt
Organism: Cryptococcus deneoformans JEC21
Lineage: Eukaryota; Fungi; Basidiomycota; Tremellomycetes; Tremellales; Cryptococcaceae
Exons: 4
Coding region: 854-1684 (276 amino acids)
Source: RefSeq, a predicted model, not a curated record
GGAUCCCAUUGACCUAUCCAUCCGUUCAUCGAGCUAUCCAUCCAUCCAUCCUUCCGUCAGCUUGGACAUCCUCAGCUGCACAGCAGUGCUUGGAAGCCAAUACUACAGUACACAUCCAGCGCCAUUCAACACUGAUUUCCCACAUUCAAACAGGGAACAAGGCUACAAGACAGCUAGUCCAAGAAUAAGACAAGGGGAACGAGAUGCCUACAGUCAAAGAAGAGAGUCCUCGGGAAGGAAAUGAUCCAAGGGGGGAUAAUAACCGAAGAAUGUUCUACCGCUCGGCUGCAGCCCGUGAUGUACCAACUUUUCAAACAUCCUGGGUCUCAUCCCCUGACCUCAUUGCGCUUAAACUGCAGUAUCUGCCAGUUUAUAAAGUCUGCUACUUGCAUGACUGCAUCUAAUCGCCACGCUCCUAAAGGCUGCAUUCACCCAGCCAAUCUAGCAAAGCAUCUUCUCACUUUCCAUAACUCUAGGCACAGCCUGGAGGAAAUUCAGCAUCAAAUCGACCGCCUGGCCUUGAACUAUCCUCCACAUGAAGGCCCGCAUCCUCUUGUCCCCUUCUUUCCAGGCGGCAUUCUACCUCCGGCGAUCCCCGGUGUAGCCCGAGAGAUUGGCUUCUACUGUACAAUCUGCAGGAAAGCUCACAAAGGAGACAAGAAGGCUGGAUACGCGAGGCUAAUUACGCAUUUGCAACAAGGAGCACCGUGGCCAGCAAAGCCGCUCUGUCAUCCAGAAGGGUACCAUCCAAGCGCUUUACUACUCUGGGAGGUCUACCUUCUAUUUCCCGGUCGAUCCUUUCUUUUCAGAGGUGGAUCGAGAUCCUGCCCAACAAGCCUACCAGCAGGACGAUAUGCGAAUUCCAAGCACGCAUGAUGCAGCUGUUUGCAAUGCCUUUGAUCCCAGGGACAGGUCUCCGCUCUUGACCAAACUUAAAUGGGAUAUCUUGCUUCAAGGAAUCCCUCCUGAAAACAUCAUCCAUUUGGUUUCGAAUCCUACCAAGGAUGAGCCUUUAUACUACAACAACCUGCUAAAGGUCUGGGUCCAGAGUUUUUUUAUGGACAUCAAUAAUUAUCUGGCCAAGAACCAGGACUCUCCCCUGCUUCAGCAAGUGAUGUACCUGGGGUUUGACCUGGAAGUUGUUUCCGACAAGAGGAUGAGAAAUCUUAACGACAAAACAGUUGAGAAUUACUCCCAAUUGUUUUUCAAGCUGCUUCUCUUCCUAAUACGGUAUCACAUUACAGACACUCAUCCAGACAUCAAACUCGACCUCACGUCUACUCAGCAAGACCAUAUCGACAAAUUAUUGGAUGUUCUGUCAGAGGGCGAUACCUCUUCUUCCUCCAAAGAGGCAGGGCUGCAAGUUAUCCUCGACUUGGGUUACUCGCUAUUGCAGCAGGGAACUACUUCAGUAAAUAACUCCUCCUGGGAUCAAAUCAUCUACAAGUUUUUGGUCUAUACUAGUGUCAGGGAGGGAGGAGUCUUUGAAGAAGCGACAAACAUAGCUCCACGGGUGACACGACUCUUGUGGCUGUUCAGAUCAGUCGUCAUCAAGAAAGUCAUGACCGAAUUGAAGGAUUUCAAAGGCACCCCAGAGGAGAUUCAUGAAGUGAGCAUGUCUUACACCAAAAGUACUCAGCAGAGCACACCGUGGACCCUUCCAGACACUUCUGUCAGUAGGUGACGACAUCUUUGGAGCUGCCUUUUCAGACGAAAACACCUCCUCACUGAUGACGAGAGACUUUGGAAGGCCAUUGCCUCGAAAGUAACGGGCCUCUCCCUCCCCUCAUCUUCCUCUGGUCAUGGAAACCCAGCAACGUCUAUGCAAGGAUAUUCUCAAGAAGAUCUCAGACAUUUCAUCAGACAAGAGGCCACUGAAGUUGUUAGAGACGCUAUACAGUGCUUUGGCACUGAAGUCAAAGGGACAGUAUCGACCUGUGUUGUCGACACAAUGACAACCUUCUUCAGAAACCCAAACAUUUUGCCAGACUUGAUGAGAAACAAUAACAGCAUUCCUCAAGCAGCCCCUCAAUCAGCUGUUCAACGACCGCAGUGAAGGCUGUUCCAUCUCUCCUCCGUCUGUUUCUCAAUGUCUUGCUCGAUACUGUAAUAGGCGUACUCAACUCUCCAAAUCUUGUACUUCACAGACGCGCUCCAUACCGGAUCUAUCAGUUCGCAUGACUUUCAUAAACAACGUCCUAUUAUUCAAGAGAUACCAAAAAAAAUAACACAUCAAGACUUCACGACGACAUAUAACCGCCGGUAUUGAGAAGUACCUAUUCAGUCCCAAAUUUACUGCUCCCUCAUGGCAGGAUGAAAAGAGUUUUAAAGGACGAACAAGGCUCCGGCAAUGACAACAAAUGCUGCAACACCUGAUCCAACAAGCUUACCGCCCAUCACGGGAUAAGCGGCACUGGCCUCGCCCACGGCGCCACUGUUAGCGCCAGAAGUGGCAGCGUUGGUAGCAACCCCGGGGGAUGAAGACGUGGUCUGAUGCAGUAAGAAUUAAAAUGAACCAAUCAGUCGGAGGGAUGGGACGCGGGUGUCAGAUGAACAGAGACUUACGGUGACGGCUUCAGAGGCAGUACCAGAAACGCCGCUGCCAAUAGUGAUACCAGAAGCGGCAGAAGUGAAGCUGAGAAUGUCGGAAACGGCAGAUGUAGCGCUAGCGGCAGCAGAGCCAGAGGCGAUGGGACUAGUAGUGACGGAUACGCCUCUGGCCACAAGUUUUAGUGACCAUCACCGAUCCGAGCGAGUAAAAGGAUAACUUACGCAAGUGUACCAGUCACGCUCGAUCCAGUCUGUCCACAAACAUCUUUCAACUGUUCAACGGCACUGUUCAACAAGCUCUGUUCGGAAGUAGUCAUUGCGAGCUGCUCGCUCGUACAAUCAAGGCAGUCGAUAAACUCGUUAAAGAUGCUCUGCUGGCAGACUUGCCGACAGCCACUGGUGUCACCGCUCGUGCAGUCGCUGUAGAUGGACAUGGCUGAUUGGCAAGUAGAUUGGCAUGCGGCAGGGAUGGUUGAUGAGUCGAGUUGACGAGAGAUGAGGGACAUGUGACGCGGUUCAAUAAUGUCCAUGGCAGCUAACGAGUUAGGCGUCGUUAGGAAUGAAUGGACCAUGGCGCGACGAAAAGCUGCGAUGCGUGACUUACUGACGGAAAUGGCACCAAGGAUGGGGAGGAGAGUGACACUGCGCAUGAUGAUGUGGUUGCUUUUGAAUGUUAUAGAUAAGAUGUAGAUAGCGUCUGAUUUUAACUGCGGAUAACCAAAAGUCUAAACAAGUGAGCGCGAUGAUGCGAAACGGC